AAAACACGGUUCAUCUAUGCCAACAGAUAUGUGUGGUUCAGGUUCCUUCUAUAACUGAAAACUCGCCGUCAUCUUCACCUCUUCCAUAAUUGUUCACAGUGCUUCCCAUGGCUACUCUAACCUUCAAUUCCUCAAGAAUCAAAUCCCCAUCUAUCCAAUCUCUAAAAGCAAUCUCAAAAUCCCACUUUCUCACACAACCCAACAACUUAGCAUUCCUUUUUUCAUCUAAAAACCACCACCAGCUGCACCAUUUUAAACCAAACUCUGUAUCCGAAAGCUCAGUGUCGGUGCCAAAAGAAGCUUUUGACGACAGUGAAGAAGAAGACCCAACUUCAGAACUGAGUUACCUUGACCCGGAGGCCGAUCCCGCGAGUGUUACAGAGUGGGAGCUGGAUUUUUGCUCGAGGCCGAUUCUGGAUAUCAGAGGCAAGAAGAUAUGGGAACUCGUAGUGUGUGACAGCUCGCUUUCACUUCAGUAUACCAAGUAUUUCCCCAAUAAUGUUAUCAAUAGUGUUACUUUGAAAGAAGCUGUUGUUACCAUAAGUGAGGAUUUAGGUGUCCCUUUGCCAGAGAAAGUUCGGUUCUUCAGGUCUCAAAUGCAAACCAUAAUUACAAAGGCAUGUAAAGAGCUUGGCAUAAAGCCUGUUCCAAGUAAACGGUGUCUUUCACUGCUACUUUGGUUGGAAGAACGUUAUGAGAGUGUAUAUAUGCGCCAUCCUGGUUUCCAAAAAGGUUCCAAACCACUUUUGGCAUUAGAUAACCCUUUCCCAAUGGAACUUUCAGAAAACUUAUUUGGAGAAAAAUGGGCAUUUGUUCAGUUACCUUUUUCAGCCGUUCGAGAGGAUAUUUCGUCCUUGGAUAAAAGGUUUGUGUUCGGCGCUGGUUUGGAUUUGGAUUUACUAGGAAUUGAAGUAGAUGACAAUACGUUGAUUCCUGGACUUGCAGUGGCUACUUCACGUGCAAAACCAUUAGCAGCUUGGAUGAAUGGUUUGGAAGUGUGUUCCAUAGAAGCCGACACCAGUCGAGGUUGCUUGAUCCUAUCUGUCGGAAUAUCGACUCGUUACGUUUAUGCAACAUAUAAGAAAACUCCUACAACCACAAGUGAAGCUGAAGCUUGGGAAGCAGCAAAGAAGGCAUGUGGAGGAUUGCAUUUCCUCGCCAUCCAAGAAGACUUGGAUUCAGAUGAUUGUGUCGGUUUCUGGCUCCUGCUGGACUUGCCGCCACCCCCUGUAUAAUUAUGAAUCAAUAGAUGUCAUGUUACUUAUAUUUUGAUUCUAAACUUACAUUGAUUCCAAGUAAUAUUGCCAAUUAGUUUUUGCUGUCAAUUUUUC
This is a messenger RNA of Hibiscus syriacus, 1331 nucleotides long. Its product is annotated as protein TAB2 homolog, chloroplastic-like. The record is from RefSeq and is a predicted model, not a curated record. NCBI's taxonomy places the organism in Eukaryota, Viridiplantae, Streptophyta, Magnoliopsida, Malvales, Malvaceae. Gene Ontology annotation, molecular function: RNA binding. The coding region runs from base 108 to 1235 and encodes 375 amino acids. The transcript is spliced from 5 exons.